Danaus chrysippus (African queen) is the source of this 1011-nucleotide messenger RNA. The record is from the annotation of a GenBank genome assembly. NCBI's taxonomy places the organism in Eukaryota, Metazoa, Arthropoda, Insecta, Lepidoptera, Nymphalidae.
AUGGCUGAUAAAAUACCAGGACCACCGCCACUGCCUAUAUUAGGAAAUGCUCUUAAAUUUAUGGUCCAUAACAAAGGUGCAGUAUGGAGGAAACAUCGCAAAAUAGCAACACCAAACUUUGGUAAACAAGCAACGGGAAGUUAUUUUAAUGUAUUUAACAUGGAAGCAGAUAUAUUAUUAGAAAAAUUAAAAGAAAUAAGAUUUGGAGAAGAGGUAGACGUUUACCAGUAUAUUGUUCAGAGCACCAGUUACUCUGUCUGUCGCAAAAUAUAUACGAUAAUAUUCGAAAGAAUGACGAAAUGGUUCAUGCAAAUAGAACCAGUUUUUUGGUUGACCAAAUCAUACCAAGUAGAAAAAGAAUUCGUUUCCCGUACGGAUGAACUCUGUAGUGCUGUUAUAAAACUACGUAUUAACAAAUUGGCAGAUAUAGAUGAGGACAAAUUAAAACUACUAGAUACCGAAAAGGAUUCCUUCAAUAACACAGAAUUGAGUGUUGUGGACAGAUUUAUACUCUCUAGAGAACUUGAUGCUACGGAUCUGAAAUAUGAAAUCUUCACUAUCUUUACAGCUAGUCAAGAAGCAACAGCAAAACUAGCUGCUUCAUUACUAUUGAUGUUGGCGUUUCAUCCGCAAUGUCAGAAAAAAGCUUAUGAUGAAAUUACGAGCGUGUUAAGAAAUAAAAAUAAACCUAUAUCUGAAGAGGACCUAAAGCAGAUGCCGUAUUUAGAAAUGAUUUUCAAAGAGGUUCUUCGGCUGUUUCCAACUGGUGUGGUGCUUCAAAGGAAAAUUAAUGAAGACAUUACAAUAAGUUCAUGUACAUUACCAGCUGGUUCGUCGCUCGUGAUACCGUUAUAUCAUAUGCAUCGAGAUUCAAGGUUUUGGGAAAAUCCAGAGUCUUUCGAUCCAGAGAGAUUUUCCACUGAAAACAUGAAGAAGCGUAAUGCUUAUUGCUAUUUUCCUUUCAGUUUAGGACCUAUGGAUUGUUUAGGUCUGUGUUUAAACGAAGCUUGA